This is a messenger RNA of Orcinus orca (killer whale), 2655 nucleotides long. It is a transcript of the gene EIF2A, whose product is annotated as eukaryotic translation initiation factor 2A. Lineage: Eukaryota; Metazoa; Chordata; Mammalia; Artiodactyla; Delphinidae. The coding region runs from base 459 to 2318 and encodes 619 amino acids. Gene Ontology annotation, cellular component: cytosolic small ribosomal subunit. Gene Ontology annotation, molecular function: ribosome binding; protein binding; translation initiation factor activity. The transcript is spliced from 15 exons. The record is from RefSeq and is a predicted model, not a curated record. Gene Ontology annotation, biological process: translational initiation.
CCCUUCCCUUUUGCUCGUCCAUCAUUCUUUCCUGACACUUCAAGUCCUACAGGAAUAGAGGAAGGGGCAUAAAAACGAAGAGUGCUAGUGGUAUUUGUUACUCUGGGUCUGCAAUACUGGUGUUACACUAACGCUUACUUGGUGACAGGCCCUGUUGACAGAGUGAAGUCAUUUAGCUAGCUCUGUAAUAAGAAAAAAACGUAAACGUAUGACUCGGUCUACUAGAAUAACCAUGCACAUUAAAUACACCUGAAUUUAAGUGAUAUCGAAUCCUGCACUCCUUGCUUUAAUGAAAUUUGUGGGACUGAGUAGGGCGAGUGGAGCUGCAGUAGUGUAGGUUUUAAGGGGAUGAGAGUGUGGUCUGGGGUGGUAGCAUAUAAUGAACAUUAUAAAGAUAAAGUAGCAACGUUAGAACAUUACAGGAUUCCUGAGGUUUCGAAGCUGAGGCAGAGUUUAUAAUGUUGGAGAAGAUAAUAAACUUAGUCUUGGACAAUGUCGGCGAUGACUCUGGAUUAAUGGCUGGAGUCUCAUAUAUGAGCAUCAAUUCUAGAGGCUGGAAGUCUGAGACCAGGGUGCCAGCAUGGUCAGUCCGAGGGUCAGAAGGACUAUACAUGGUGAAUGGACCACCACAUUUUACAGAAAGCACAGUGUUUCCAAGAGAAUCUGGGAAAAAUUGCAAAACCUGUACCUUUAGUAAGGAUGGGACCUUGUUUGCCUGGGGCAACGGAGAAAAAAUAAAUGUUAUCAAUGUCACUAACAAGGGACAACUGCACUCCUUCGACCUUCCAAAGACAGUUUGCCUUGAGUUCUCGCCAAAAAACACUGUCCUGGCAACAUGGCAGCCUUACACUACUUCUAAAGAUGAUACAGCUGGGAUACCUAACCUACAACUUUAUGAUGUGAAAACUGGGACGUGUUUGAAGUCUUUCAUCCAGAAAAAAAUGCAAAAUUGGUGUCCAUCCUGGUCAGAAGAUGAAACUCUUUGUGCCCGAAAUGUUAACAAUGAAGUUCACUUCUUUGAAAACAACAAUUUUAAUACAUUUGCAAGUAAGUUGCAUUUGAAAAAAAUUAAUGAUUUUGUGUUAUCACCUGGACCCCAGCCGUACAAGGUGGCUGUCUAUGUUCCAGGAAGUAAGGGUGCACCUUCAUUUGUUAGAUUAUAUCAGUACCGCAACUUUGAUGGACCUCAUGCAGCUUUAGCCAAUAAAAGUUUCUUUAAGGCUGAUAAGGUUACAAUGCUAUGGAAUAAAAAAGCUACUGCUGUGUUGGUAAUAGCUAGUACUGAAGUUGACAAGACAGGAGCUUCCUACUAUGGGGAACAGACGCUGCAUUACAUUGCCACAAAUGGAGAAAGUGCUGUGGUGCAAUUACCAAAAAAUGGCCCCAUUUAUGAUGUAGUUUGGAAUUCUAGUUCUACUGAGUUUUGUGCUGUUUAUGGUUUCAUGCCUGCCAAAGCAACAGUUUUCAACUUGAAGUGUGAUCCUGUGUUUGACUUUGGAACUGGCCCUCGUAAUGCAGCCUACUACAGCCCUCAUGGACAUAUAUUAGUACUAGCUGGAUUUGGAAAUCUGAGGGGGCAAAUGGAAGUGUGGGAUGUUAAAAACUACAAACUUAUUUCUAAACCGGUGGCCUCUGAUUCUACAUAUUUUGCUUGGUGCCCAGAUGGUGAGCAUAUUUUAACAGCCACAUGUGCUCCCAGGUUACGUGUUAAUAAUGGGUACAAGAUUUGGCAUUAUACCGGCUCUGUCCUACACAAGUAUGAUGUACCAUCAAAUGCAGAGUUAUGGCAUGUUUCUUGGCAGCCAUUCUUAGAUGGAAUAUUUCCAGAAAAAGCGAUAACUUACCAAGCAGUUCCAAGUGAUGUACCUAGUGAAGAACCUAAAGUUGCAACAGCUUAUAGACCCCCAGCUUUAAGAAAUAAACCAGUCACCAAUUCCAAACUGCAUGAGGAGGAACCACCUCAGAAUAUGAAACCACAACCAGGAAAUGAGAAGCCGUUAUCAAAAACAGCUCUUAAAAAUCAAAGGAAGCAUGAGGCUAAGAAAGCUGCAAAGCAGGAAGCAAGAAGUGAUAAGAGUCCAGAUAUGGCGCCUACCCCUGCCCCACAGAGCGCACCGCGAAAUACUAUCUCUCAGUCAACUUCCGGAGACCCUGAGAUAGACAAAAAAAUCAAGAACCUGAAGAAGAAACUGAAAGCAAUUGAACAACUGAAAGAACAAGCAGCAACUGGAAAACAGCUAGAAAAAAAUCAGUUGGAGAAAAUUCAGAAAGAGAAAGCCCUUCUCCAGGAGCUGGAAGAUUUGGAACUGGGUAUUUAAAGAUUCAAAGAAAGCAAGUUGGUUACCAGAAAUCAAUGCAAACAUAUUUUCUGUUAAACCCAUUGGUGUACAUGGAAUAUUCAUGUGCCCACAUUUAAUGUUCACUUAUAAUUUUAACCAUUUAUCCAAGAUUCUGCAUAUGUGUGGAAUUAUUUAAUAAUGUCUGUUAAAUUGAUUUUUACCUCCUGCAUCCUAUAUCUUGUCAACACAUGAUAUAGAAAAGAGACAUAAGAUUUUUCUUUUAAGCUAAGCUUGACAGAUUGAAAGACCAAUGUCAUUGUUUUUUAGUAGGGGACAGUAUUUACCAUAUAAAUGAAUAAAGACGUUUUAAAUUUGA